UGAGCAGCAUCCCCUGCUGUCCCAGUGCUGUUCCUCCAACAGCUCUGCCAUCAGGGAAUAUCAACUGCCUCACACUGACCUGUCAGCGACUGCAGAACAACAUGGGGAUGAAGAGAGGUAUCACCAGCUGUACCCAGGGCACAUCCCUACCAGCCCUCUGCAGAAAGCCCUCUUGACUGCUGGCUCAGCAUUUAUGGCUCUCUACAAUCCCUAUCGGCACGGUAUGGUGGCAGUCCUGGGUGAGACAACCGGUUCUGUAGCCCUGCAGAACCUGAGGGACAGAAUGAGACACGACCCGGAAGGUUAUCAGAUCCUAGAAGAGCGGCCUCGGAUCCGGCUUUCCACUCUGGAUGUAACUGGGCUCCGGGGGCUGGCAGAUGGAAUGUUUGGCCGAGAAUAUGUCCGGUUUUUGGACAGCAAUAGGGUCUCUCCAGACACCAGGAUGCCGGUCAAGUUUGUUGACGAUGAGGAGCUGGCUUAUGUGAUCCAGCGGUACCGUGAGGUCCAUGACCUGAUGCACACACUCCUCGGCAUGCCCACCAACAUGCUUGGGGAGGUUGCAGUGAAGUGGUUCGAAGCUGUUCAGACUGGCCUGCCCAUGUGCAUCCUGGGAGCAGUGUUCGGCCCACUUCGUCUCAAUGCCCGGAAGUUGCAGAUCUUGACCACAGAGCUUAUUCCCUGGGCUGUUCAGAGUGGCCGCAAUGCCAGCUGUGUCCUGAAUUUCUACUAUGAGAACCGCUGGGAGCAGACAGUGGAGUCUCUGAGGGAGGAGAUCGGAAUCUUACGUCCCCCUGCUAUUCAAGUGUGAAAGUCUAGGGGACGGAGGGCAUACUGGGCUUCACUGGGCACCAUGCAUGAGGAGCAAUGAAUAAACUCUUUGCAGGUUUGACCUUCGUCCUGGGAAUUCUAGAGCAAUUGAAGGCAUCAGCCUGCUCAAAUGAGAUGCUGGUUUGCCAGCUUGCCAAGAGUGUAAGGGCUGCACCUAGUGACAGAUACAUUGCUGUUGUAAGUGGCUGCAGCUCUGCUGACGACAGUGGAGUUGCACUUUCUCGUGCCAAAGCUUAAUUUGAACCCUGUGGCUGCCUUAGUCCUUGGUGUAGAGAUGUGGCCCAUGGAGAUAAGUCCCACCAUGCAGUGUGCCAACAAGCUCCCUCCAGACGAUGGGACAUGGAGUUUCUUCACAAAACCCUGUGGUUUACAGUCAGCUAUCCCUGCAGUGUUGGAAUGGGGAGGAUGGGAAGUGGCGCUGAAUUAAAGUAGCACUGAAACUA
Pelodiscus sinensis (Chinese soft-shelled turtle) is the source of this 1271-nucleotide messenger RNA. The record is from RefSeq and is a predicted model, not a curated record. Lineage: Eukaryota; Metazoa; Chordata; Testudines; Trionychidae.